Emiliania huxleyi CCMP1516 is the source of this 1034-nucleotide messenger RNA. RefSeq lists its product as hypothetical. Gene Ontology annotation, molecular function: alpha-N-acetylgalactosaminide alpha-2,6-sialyltransferase activity. NCBI's taxonomy places the organism in Eukaryota, Haptophyta, Isochrysidales, Noelaerhabdaceae. The coding region runs from base 1 to 918 and encodes 305 amino acids. Gene Ontology annotation, biological process: ganglioside biosynthetic process. The record is from RefSeq and is a predicted model, not a curated record. The transcript is spliced from 2 exons.
AUGCCGUCCACCGCCGCCUCCGCCUCUGGCGCCACGGCCUCUGCCGCCUCUGCCGCCGCCGACGCGACGAGCCAGCCAUCGUUGAGCCUGCCGCUGUGCGAGUCCACCUGCAGUCCCCCGGACGGAGCCGCGCCUCGCUGCUCGGGGCGUGGCUCGUGUGUCGCUUGGCACGGGAUGGAGUGGUGUGAGUGCGACGCGAGCGCCACCGAACGCUACGUCGGCUUGCGCUGCGACAGGAGGCUUGCAGCGGGUGCGGAGUGCCAAGGCAGCUGCAGCGGGCGGGGGAGGCGCGAGUACGGGGAGCACAUUGACGCCAACGAGUGCGUCUUCCGCAUCAACCGCGCGCCAACGGCCGGCUACGAGCGGCACGUCGGCAGCCGCACGACUUACGAUUUUGUGAAUUCCUUCCCGCACGUGCGCGGCCUUUCGAUUCUGCCGCGCACGCACACCAAACUCAUCCAUGGGAUGGUCGCGGAGCCGUGGGCUGUCCGCGACGCGCCGCAGCAGCGCUACUCCGGGUUCGACGAGUAUCUCGUGUGGGCCGACGGCCACGCCGAGGUGGUUGCCAGGAACCCGGGGCUCGAUGCGUACUUCCUGGACCUCGAAUGGUUGCGCUCCUCUUGGGAGGCCUACUACGCCCACCUCGUCCGUCUCGAGUCGCCGCGCGCGUCCCGCGCUCGCCCCUCUUCCGGUUGGCACGUCACCCGCCUCGCGCUGGGUGUUUGUCGCAAGGUGCGCUUGUACGGCUUCUCCCUCGAGGACGGCGAUUUCCACUACUUCGAUUCGAGCGUGCAGGCGACGGUUACCCCGCCGAUGCGCGACUUGCGCUACGGGUACACUCACAAGUUCGCCUUCGAGCACGCCGUCUUUGCUAAUUUGAGCGCUGCCAUGCCUGAUAGAUUAGAGCUCUUGCAAUAGCCGACGGGUGUGGACGCACCGCGUUUGACGCUUGUCGUGUUUCUCCACAGCGCGCGCGGGCCCGCGCCUCGAGUUGCGCGUUGCCGUUGGUAUCUUGAAUUUUUGCGGAUAUCUUA